AUGAUCAGCCCCACCAGGGGCGGUCGCAGGACUAAUCAAGCCAAUUACGUUAUUAAACGGUUGGCCGAAUUCAGUUCGACCGAGGUCGAGAUUAUUGUGGCAAGCUUCAACACUGACCACAACACCAAACCGCGUAAGCACUACCCAAACAGUUGGAUCAGUGCAGUAACCACUCGGAUUGAACAGGGCAGUCUCUCGGCGGCCGUCAGACUUGCUUGUUCGCCCGCAGGCCUGGCGGAGAGCUCGCCUGAGACACUCGCUAAACUCAAAGCUAUUCAUCCCAGUGCUCCAUUGAACAGGCGAGCUUUCCCCGCGCAGGAGCCGUCCAAUGGUCGCGUUUCACCAGCCCAGGUGUUGACGGCUUUAAAGUCGUUUAAUAAUGGUUCAUCGGGAGGCCUUAAUGGCUUGAGGCCUCAGCACAUAAAGAAUUUACUUUCCGGUCCGACGCCCACCGAUGAAUUGUUAAAUAACCUCACCCG
This is a messenger RNA of Helobdella robusta, 479 nucleotides long. RefSeq lists its product as hypothetical. Lineage: Eukaryota; Metazoa; Annelida; Clitellata; Rhynchobdellida; Glossiphoniidae. The annotation marks the transcript as partial. The transcript is spliced from 2 exons. The record is from RefSeq and is a predicted model, not a curated record.